AUGUUUAUUCCUAGUCUGAGUCAAUAUUCCCCUGAAUUUUCCAAAAAUACCAACGUCCAAUAUUUUGAUUUGGCUAACUAUAAAGGUUCUGCAGAUGGUUGGCAAAGAGAAGAAAGAGUGUUAUUCUGUGUUCCAUUAAGAGAUGCAGAAGCUCAUUUACCAAUGUUUUUCGGUCAUAUGAAAAACUUAACUUAUCCUCAUAAUCUUAUUGAUUUGGCCUUCCUUGUAUCCGAUUCUUCUGAUGACACAAUGGGAGCACUUGUUAAACAUUUGCAAUUAUUGCAAAAUGAUCCUGAUCCAUCCAUGCACUUUGGUGAAAUAGAAAUCUUUGAAAAGGAUUUCGGUCAAGUCAUUGGUCAGGGGUUCUCUGACCGUCAUGGGUUUGCCGCACAAGGACCUCGUCGUAAAUUAAUGGCUAGAGCUCGUAAUUGGCUUUGGACAGUUGCAGUCAAACCAUAUCAUAGUUUUAUUUAUUGGAGAGAUGCUGAUGUUGAGACCGUCCCUCAAACCAUUUUAGAAGAUUUAAUGCAUCAUGAUAAGGAUGUCAUUGUUCCCAAUGUUUGGAGACCACUUCCAGAUUGGUUGGGUAAUCAACAACCUUAUGAUUUAAAUUCGUGGCAAGAAUCAGAUGGGGGGUUACAAUUGGCAGAAACAUUGGAUGAGGAUGCAUGUAUUGUUGAAGGAUAUGUUGAAUAUCAAACAUGGCGUCCACAUUUGGCUUAUUUACGUGAUCCUUAUGGAGAUCCAGAAGUUGAAAUGGAAUUGGAUGGUAUUGGAGGUGUUUCAAUUCUUACCAAAGCUCAAGUUUUCAGAUCUGGUUCACAUUUCCCAGCAUUUUCAUUUGAAAAGCAUGCAGAAACAGAAGCAUUUGGUAAAUUAUCCAGGAGAAUGGGUUAUUCUGUGGUUGGGCUUCCUCAUUAUGUCAUUUGGCAUAUUUAUGAACCUUCAAGUGAUGAUUUGAAACAUAUGGAAUGGAUGGCAUUAGAAGAAGUAAGACAAAAGGAAGAAGCAAAGAUUAAAAAGGUUUAUGAUAAAGUAUGGGAUGUUGCUUUUGAUGAUGUUCAAAAGGACUGGUUGAAACAGAAGUUAUCGUAUUUGAAAAAUACUGAUUUAUCUAAUAUGCGGGACAUUGAUGUGGAUUGGUCUGGAAUGGACGACUGGAAGAUCAAAGAAAAGACUGGCACAAAGAAGCAAUUGGCUGAUUUCGUGCCGUGA
Molecule: messenger RNA, 1215 nt
Organism: Lizanozyma spartinae
Lineage: Eukaryota; Fungi; Ascomycota; Pichiomycetes; Serinales; Debaryomycetaceae
Gene: ANP1
Product: Anp1p
Exons: 1
Coding region: 1-1215 (404 amino acids)
Biological process (GO): protein N-linked glycosylation; cell wall mannoprotein biosynthetic process
Cellular component (GO): mannan polymerase complex
Molecular function (GO): alpha-1,6-mannosyltransferase activity
Source: RefSeq, a predicted model, not a curated record